This is a messenger RNA of Pangasianodon hypophthalmus (striped catfish), 7976 nucleotides long. It is a transcript of the gene wnk1a, whose product is annotated as WNK lysine deficient protein kinase 1a. The record is from RefSeq and is a predicted model, not a curated record. Gene Ontology annotation, cellular component: cytosol; cytoplasm. Gene Ontology annotation, molecular function: chloride channel inhibitor activity; protein serine/threonine kinase activity; potassium channel inhibitor activity. Bases 1088 to 6136 code for a protein of 1682 amino acids. Gene Ontology annotation, biological process: intracellular signal transduction; protein phosphorylation; negative regulation of sodium ion transport. Lineage: Eukaryota; Metazoa; Chordata; Actinopteri; Siluriformes; Pangasiidae. The transcript has 25 exons.
UUGGGCUGUCUCGGGGGAAGAGAGAGGAGAAUGCGGAUUGUUCUUUUGCCGGCUGUGUUUUAUGGUGUCGCACUGAGAUGGAAAAACUAUAAAACGCUUGUUUAUGCGUCCAUAAAUCCAAAUUAAGUCCGUCGAGUGGAAAUCGUUUGAUUUACGGACUAGCUGUAAUAAGUAGCAAAGGAGCUUUUGUGUUGCAACAACAACAGCAAAAAAAAUAGCUCGUGUACACGUAAAUAGCACGGGAAUGGACUCUCUGCCUGGUGUGUGCGUUUUAUUAAGACCAUGGGACUCAUUUGCUUUAGUUUUUGCGUUGAUAACCAGCUGAAAUAAGGAAAUUAAACCGAUAAAGACCUACAACAAAGAGUCCGCGUGCAUAUCCGCAAAUCUCGCGAGAAGGCGCGUGGUUUUAGCACUUUGACAUUCGAACUUUGUAAUUCUGGCGUUCAGUUUGUCGGCUGAUCACGGCGAAGUGGACCCGAACCUGUCGGCUUCGGUUUAUCUGUGUACUGUUUACGGAGAUAUCCUAGCACGACAGAUGAGCAAUAUCCGCGUACAUAGCACUAUGACUCAAAACAUGAGUCAUUUCAGACGUUAUAUGUAACCCGGUUGGUAAUUAGCUAGCUAGCUAAGGGAGUUUCGGCGGUGCGCGCGCGCGGCGUCCGGAGAAACCGGAGAUAACGAGGAUGACGAUGCACAUCAUUUCGUGAAACAGAAGCUUGGAUCACGUUUGGAACCUUGUGCAACCUUGUGGCUUAAAAGCGCAUGUCAAGUAUUACAGCCUGGCCUUUUCACGUCACACCUUAUGUUGAAUGAACACUGCCUACAUUUUCUUGUACAAUGGAUGACCUAAGUUUAAAAGCCCUUGUGCAUUGUUAUCAGUUUGUGCUAGACUGUGAACUAGUCUCUCCCUACUUCAUUCACAGUGCUCUUCCAGUGCUUUACUCAAGCCCUUUAGUUUGUAAGAGUAUUGUCAUCAUUUGAACGAUCACCCAAAGACGUAGCAAAGAAGCCUUUUUCUCAAUCCAUUUAUUUAAGUGUAUGGAAGUGAUCUAGCUUUUGAGUGUCUCCUCACUCUGUGAGUGGAGAUAUGUCUGAAAGUUUUAGAGACAAGAUGGUCAAGUUCCUGUCCCCAGCUUCAAAGAACACCAAUGGCUCCAACUCGGACACGCAGUUGGGUGAACGGAUUGGUCCCGAAGUCCGCCGCCGGCACCACACAAUGGAGCGGGACUCGAAGGCUGAGCACCGAUUUGUCCGGCGCAGUGUUAUUUGUGACUCGAACGCCACAGCUUUGGAGCUUCCUAGCAAAAUCUUUUUCCUGAAUGCGCCACCGGAUUUUUCAGCUGCUUCCACCGAACUUAACUCUGGUGAGAUUAAAAUCACAGCUCAGACUGAAACUGAUGGGCCAAUCGUUGAGAAGGUGGAGGGAGCGAAAGAUGGUGUCCAAGAGGAGAUAGUCGCAGAGCAGAGGCCCGUGGUGUCAGCCAGUCAGGUUGUGGAGACGAAGAAAGAACCAUGUCUGGAGACACACCGCAAGACGCCAGAGCAGGAGUCGGGCAUUAGCCUAGGCACAAAACAGGAAAAUGAUAAGGAGGAAGAUGAAGAAGCCAAGGCAAAGGCCCGUGUGGAGUUGGGGCAACAGCGCGGGGCUGAGAAGAAGGACCAAGAGGACAUAGAGGAGGUGGAGACGAAGGCUGUCGGAACUUCGCCUGAUGGUCGAUUUUUGAAGUUUGACAUUGAGAUUGGACGUGGCUCAUUCAAGACUGUGUAUAAAGGAUUGGAUACGGAGACGACUGUGGAGGUAGCAUGGUGUGAACUGCAGGACCGCAAGUUGUCCAAGUCAGAGCGACAGCGCUUCAAGGAGGAAGCUGGCAUGCUGAAGGGCCUGCAGCACCCCAACAUUGUGCGCUUCUAUGAUUCCUGGGAGGCUCCCUGCAAAGGGAGGAAAUGUAUAGUGCUUGUAACGGAGCUCAUGACAUCUGGGACCCUAAAGACGUAUUUGAAGCGGUUUAAGGAGAUGAAGAUCAAAGUCCUGCGCAGCUGGUGUCGGCAAAUCCUGAAAGGGCUUCACUUCCUUCAUACCAGGUCUCCUCCCAUCAUCCACCGUGACCUCAAGUGUGACAACAUCUUCAUCACUGGGCCCACUGGAUCCGUCAAGAUCGGUGACCUGGGCCUCGCCACUCUCAAGAGGGCUUCUUUUGCCAAGAGUGUCAUAGGUACCCCUGAGUUCAUGGCGCCUGAGAUGUAUGAGGAGAAGUAUGACGAGUCAGUGGAUGUCUAUGCCUUUGGGAUGUGUAUGCUGGAGAUGGCUACUUCUGAGUACCCGUACUCCGAGUGCCAGAAUGCGGCACAGAUCUAUCGCAGAGUGACCAGCGGAGUGAAGCCUGGCAGUUUCGAUAAGGUAGCCAUUCCUGAAGUCAAAGAAAUCAUUGAAGGAUGUAUUCGUCAAAACAAAGAUGAGAGAUAUUCCAUCAAGGACCUGUUGAACCACGCCUUUUUUCAGGAAGAGACGGGGGUUCGUGUCGAGCUUGCUGAAGAGGAUGAUGGGGAGGUGGUGGCUAUCAAACUGUGGCUGCGCAUUGAGGAUGUUAAGAAGCUCAAAGGGAAAUACAAGGAUAACGAGGCCAUUGAGUUUUCCUUUGACCUCCACAAAGAUGUCCCAGAGGAUGUGGCACAGGAGAUGGUCGACUCAGGCUAUGUGUGUGAGGGCGAUCAUAAGACCAUAGCCAAGGCCAUAAAGGACCGUGUGGCUCUGAUCUGCAGGAAGAGGGAACAGCGGAAGCUGGUACGAGAAGAACAGGAGAAGAGGAAGCAGGAAGAGGAAGGGGGGCAGCAGCCUCCCAGCGAGCCCACUCCUGCUCACUCCUCCACCACAAACCCCCCCAUGUUGACCUUGACACCAGUUCCCAUAGAGACAGAGGAGCCAGAGGGGGAGCAGCACCACCUGCAACAGCAGCCUGGAGUGCCUGCUUCAUCUGUAGGUGGUAUGGAGGGCCAGUACUCGCUGACUGCAUCUGAGUCUCAUCCUGUUCAGCCACUGGUGCCGUCUUACAGCUCUAUGCAGCCUGAGCAGCAGCCUCAGACCUCUGCCACACAACACAACCCUCAUUCCCAACUUCCUCAGCAGCAUGUUGUCCACCCACAUAGCCUGCCACAGGUUCCUUCUUCACAAGGAAGUAGUUCCCAGCCUCUGAUUCCUGUGUCCCAUCCUGAAUAUAGUGCUCCACAACAGCAGACCACUCUGCCAGCUUCUGUUCAGCCUAGCAUCUCCCAACAGCAUAACCAGCCCCCGCUGGAUGCUGCACCUCAGAGCUCAUCUCAGCCACCACCACCGCACGGCUCUCAGGUGGUCCAGGUAUGGCCAAAUCAACUCAGCCCUCCUGUUUUCUCUCCACCUCCAAAUGCUGAACAUCUGUAUUUCUUAUAUCAGACCUCUCAGUUACACCGGGUUCCUCUAAGUGUGUCCCAGUCUCCAGAUCAGACUCAAACACAGUCCAUGCUGAUUCCGCCAUCUGCAGAGAGUGGCCUGUCGGAUGCAGCUUCAGGGUUAAGUGAUGGGAAUGAGGGCAAGCACGAGGCUAGUUCCACAAAGCGCUACCAGCGCCGCUCAGUCCGCAGCCGCUCACGUCACGACAAGUCUGCUAAGCCCAAGCUUGUGGUGCUUAAUAUUUCCAAUAUUGGUGACAGAGUGGCUGAAUGCCAACUGGAAACCCACAACAGAAAAAUGGUGACAUUUAAGUUUGAUCUGGAUGGAGACAACCCUGAAGAAAUUGCACAGAUCAUGGUCGAGAGUGACUUCAUUCUGGAGAGUGAGCGCGAGUCCUUUAUAGAUCAGGUGCAAGAGGUUAUAGACAUGGCAGAUGAGAAAAGAGAAGCUGCUAAAGAUGGCCAUUCUCAGGUGAUAAAUGAUGCAGACCAGCAAAUACCCGAGAUAUCAAGUCCUAAUCUGCCAGGUCUGCCACCCAGCGUGGCUGCACAGGUGGUGCACUCAGCAGGGCGGCGUUUCAUUGUCAGCCCUGUACCAGAAGCACGACUUCGAGAGUCAUUUUUUGGCCCUCCCUCUGCCAGCACAUCUUUUGGAGAUGACCUGGCAGUGUCUGAUCCUGCCCCUGCAAACCAUGCACAACAGGGGCAAACCAUCCUGCCUCCCAGCACCACCCAGCCCUCAGUAUUACCCCCUCAACCUGUAUACCAGGGCCCAGUUACAGUUGCACAGAACACCUCUCCCACUGUGCCUGUUGGUUCCACUUCCCCACCUACUUCUGCUCCGAUACCCCGGACAGGCAGGACGUCCCCUUCCCUUGCCCCAUCAGAUCAGGCCAUCACUCAGCGUCGCACCUCACUUCCCACUCCAACUAUUCCCUACCAGCUGCCUGAGAGCAGCAUCACUGGUCCAACCUCUGUUGGAGAACAGCUUCCUGCUCCUGCCCAUACUUCCACCCCCACACCUCUGCCUGUAGUUGCUCCCAGCCAGUGUGGGGAGAGUGAGGGGGAGACGCAGGGAAAGUCACCAGGUAUUGAGGACAUCCAGGCCCUGGACAAGAAGCUCCGAUCUCUAUUCCAAGACCAGGGUUCAUCCUCGGGUGCCUCAGCCCAGCCUGAUACAUCAGGAGAUGUGCCCCCUACCUCUUCACCUCCCAACACCAUCAGUUCUCCACCUCCUGGCCUGGCCUCCACUGCAGGCCAUGUGGCACCAGCUAGUUUGUCUCUGAGCUCCAGUGGGCACUUUGCUCCUGGCAUGUUUGCCUCUCAGAGCCAAGGAGGUCCUCCUACUGUACAAGUGCAAACUGGUCAAGUUGAUCCUGUUGUACAAAGACUGCAGACUUCUGUAAGUGGACCCCAAGAUGGCCUGACUACUGUAGAGAACAUGCAGCCAGUGACUCCAUCAACUGGUGAAGGUUUUAGACUUGGCCGAUUUCAGGUUUCUGUGGCCACUGAUCAAGUUGUGGACGGUGCCUCUUGCCAGAAUACCAUGCCGUCUUCUUCAUCCACAACUUCUUCGUCUUCAUCGUCAACGUCAUCAACAGUCUCAAGCCCUGAAAACACCCUUCAUAAGUAUCAAACCCUGCCAAGCCCUGGGCAUGACCUUUCAGAAUCCAUUCCUCCUUCUGCUUCUGCUCCUCCUCCUCCUGCUCCUGCUGCUGCUACUACAAUUGGGCGCUUUCAGGUGACCCCUGGUGCCGAUGUCAAAGUGGGACGUUUCUCAGUUACUCCAACUGGAAAGGAGGAUGCAGGCUCAAAAGAAGAGGAAGAUGUUCGUGUAUCUAAUGUACCCAUAGUACAGCCUAACCCCCAAUGCAUCUUAAGCAGUGAUGACUCUGAGCCAGAGGACGAAGCCUUUAAGAAAGAGAUCAGACAGCUCAGGGAGAGGCAUACGAGUGAGAUCCAGGCCUUGCAGUCUAAGCAGAAGAAGGAGCUUGAGGAGCUGUUUGCACGGAUGGGCAAAGCACGUCCCUCCAUAGUGGCCUCCUCCCCUGUAGCUGUGGCAGGAGGUCGGCGCAGGCUCACUAAAAGCAAGAGCAAUAAAUCCAGCCGCAGUGGCAGCACCCAUAGCAGCCCUCAUCAGCAAGGAGAUAAACGUAACAAACAGGCUUCAGUUAGUCAGUCAACUACAGGAAAGGUUCCAGAUCUGCCGAAUACACUUGUUCAGGAUGUUCAGUCAGAAGGGACCACCAUCACAAAUAAAGCAGAAAAUGGGUCAAGCCAAGCUGCUAACCUUCCACGAAAAGGCACAUUUACAGAUGACCUCCACCAGCUGGUGGAUGAUUUUGCUCGGGAUGCCAUGAGCCACGUACAGGUCAAGAAGAAUGGCAAACAAAAUUCACAAAGCCUUGAUACAAUUCCUCGCAAGUUCUCUGCACCAGGGCAGCUGUGCUCAGCGGGCGGCCCUGUAUGUGCUCCCUGCGCCAACUCUUCUGCUGGAAGGAAGGGUUCAUUGUGCUUGACGACCCAGCAGCACACCUACCCCUGUGCCCCUUAUGUCCCCACACAGUGGGUGGGACCAGCAGGAAAUGCAGUAGGCUUGUUGCAGCCUACAGCCACAAAUGCUCUCCAGUCCGGUUUCCAUGUGGCCACAGGAACUCACAAAGCAGGAGCUAAUGGUGGAGGAACCAACAUGCGGACCACUCAGGCGAGCUGAGAUACAAAUGGACAUUACAGCGCACACGGAUUUAGCCUAAUUGCUGACUGUGAACUGUUUUCAAUCACCUAUAAGCAUAUUUUAGUCCCAAACUAGACUUAAUCUCUGUCUAGAAAACCAGCUUUACAGGAGUUAUGACAGUGUAGUACAGCAAAGGGAUAUACUCCAAAAUUCUGAAGGUUGUCUCUGUUUUAAUCUGUGGGAAAAUGUAUGUAGACUGUUUACAGUAAACAGCAGCCAGAAAGCCUUUAAAGGUCUCAUCCUGUGACUUGGUUGGUGCAUGAAAGGUAUGUGCAGUUAGGGCUAUAAGACUUUGGGCCUUACAGAUGGAUGUGUACAGACUGGUAUGGCAGUGCUAGACUAAGACAAAACUAAAGCUAUGGCCUUAAUUACUAAGCGUUAGUCUCUUUAAAUGGGGACGCAUGGAUGUCAUGCUUUGUAAUGUAAAAAGGUUCUUAGUAUGCAGCUAAAUGGUUAACAUUUUCCUAAGCAGCCUGCAGUUUAGCUUAAAUGUCUCCUUAUCUACACUGUACAGUAAUUAAAAACAGCAUGACGAGUUUGGACUACAAAUGCUGCCAGUACAUGUCUUCUGUACCUAAGUAAGACAGCAAUAAACAAGAUGAAUAAAGUAAGUUGGUGGCAAGUUGGAGCAAGGAAAACUUUGGUUUAGUGAAGCAGAGUUUUAGGUUUAAAUUAUACAACCUUAUUACAUAAUCACGAGUAGUAGGAGACCUGUUUCUUUUGAGAUUUUGAAACGUGUUAAUUUUUUUUUCGAAAAAUUCUUCAAAAUAUUAGAAUUUGACCUAAUGACAGAUGUGCAAUAUAUGAAGGUUAAAUAAGCAGGGUGAUAGAGCACUUGACAAACCUUACACCUUUUUCCAUUAUAAGUAUUUGCAUUGUGACACUUGUAUUUGUGACUGCAUUUGACUAUAUAUCGUGUAGACCUGUAUUUUCUCAAACUCCUACUGUAACUCGGUGGAUGUAUCGAGGGCAUGUAGGUUGUAGGCGUUCUGCAGUGGCUACAGCACGUAGCAUUCUGCAGAUUCUUGGGCUACAUGUGUACGGGGUGCCUUCUUAAAUGAUCGUAUUUGUUGUGCCAGCCUUGACACAGUUAUCCUCCCUAUAAUGCAUUUUCUCUAAAUACAUUUGUCACAGUUCAUGCUGGCUAUUAUUAUCCUGCUCAAAUUGGUAGAAAGUUCUCUUUAUUGAAAAUCAAUCACAAUAUAUAUGAAUGUUGCUGUGAAGUAAAUUAACAAAGUACCCAAAAGUCACAUUUUCUGCAGAUUACAGUAUUGCACAAUUUGUCUUUAUACUCUCAAUACCACUCUCCUAAACAUUAUUUCUAAGCCACAAAACACAGUGCCAUUCCCACACAGAAGUGAUUUUCUCUCACCUCUGAAAUGAUUCGCUCGACUUCUCUAGAGAAGGAAAAACGUUACUGCAAUGCAGAAUAUGCACCAUUUUAAAAGGUUAAGCAGGCUCGGGAGGCUAAUGUUACUUUUGAUACUUGAGUGCAUGAAUUUUUCUAAACCUUUUCUUUAAUCUGAUUUUCAUAAACCACUUAAUCACAACAGGUUUUAAAGUACCACUAGUGUCACAAUACACUCAAAUCCAGCUAUACUUGCAUUGUUCUCUGCAUGUUUUAAAACCUGAACACUUCACCUGUUUAUUAAAUCAGCAUUAAACUUUUAGGUUAGAAAAAGUAAAUACUGCUAAUGCAUUGAUUCUCAGUUGUCAGUUUUGUCCCAGGUCUUUUUGGUGACUAUAUUGAUGGUUGUGUUAAUUUUUUUUUUUUUUAAAGUGUAUAUACAAGAGAUGAAUUAAAAAAUUUUGGAAAUGA